Molecule: messenger RNA, 560 nt
Organism: Trypanosoma conorhini
Lineage: Eukaryota; Euglenozoa; Kinetoplastea; Trypanosomatida; Trypanosomatidae
Product: mucin-like glycoprotein
Exons: 1
Source: RefSeq, a predicted model, not a curated record
AUGCUGCUGCCGCCCCGCAGCCCACUGGCUCUACUGCGACGGAUGGCGAUGGCGAUGACGGUGCGGCGCCGUGCGGUGUGCGCCCUGGCGCUCCUUGCGCUGCUCUGCGGCUCUGUCUGCGUAACUGCGGCUGCUGCUUCGGCUGAGGAGGAGGUGGAUGUGUCGGUGGAGGUGUCUUGUGCGGACAGUGAGCAAAAGUUGAGUUGGCGCCUUCCUGGCGAAGCUGCCUGGCAGAAGUGUGCAAUCACUGUGAAGGACUCUUUCUCUAUGAGUGGGGCCAUUGGCGAAGCGGAGAACUCCCUCUGCGCCUGGGCCGGAACUCAGUACACUUCUUCCAGCUUCGACAAGAGUAGAAUCUGCCCUGAAUCCACGGCAGGGAGCACUGCUGCGUUUACGAUGAAGUGCAGGGCGAAGAAGAGCAGCGGGGUGUACAAGCGAUGGCAGAGCGUAAGCAAGACACCCGGCGCCUCGCACGUCGCUGUUUCCGGCGACGAGCCACUCGGCGUGUUGCACACUUGCACCAUGCAACCGUCCAGUGGAGGCGCAGCUGGAGAGGACGA